Messenger RNA from Ascoidea rubescens DSM 1968, 1632 nucleotides. It is a transcript of the gene BDF1, whose product is annotated as chromatin-binding protein BDF1. Lineage: Eukaryota; Fungi; Ascomycota; Saccharomycetes; Ascoideales; Ascoideaceae. The record is from RefSeq and is a predicted model, not a curated record. Gene Ontology annotation, cellular component: chromatin; nucleus. Bases 1 to 1632 code for a protein of 543 amino acids. Gene Ontology annotation, biological process: chromatin remodeling; regulation of DNA-templated transcription. The transcript is spliced from 2 exons.
AUGAUACCUGCCCCCAAACCUCUUUCAGAGCCUGAUAUGAACAAUUUGCCUGAAGUCUCAUUACCAAAAGAUCAACAAAGAUACGCAAUAAACGUUAUAAAAAAUGUGAAAAAAUUAAAAGAUGCUCUUCCCUUUUUAUAUCCUGUCGACAUCGUCAAACUAAAUAUCCCCUACUAUUACAACUAUAUCAAAAGACCAAUGGAUCUUUCAACAAUGGAAAAAAAAUUAUCUGUAAAUGCUUAUGAAUCAACAAUAGACUUUAUAAACGAUUUCAAUCUAAUGGUUGAUAACUGUGAAAAAUUUAACGGCAUCAAUGUUCCUAUAUCCAAAAUGGCAAGAAAUAUUAAAACAAGCUUCCAAAAAUAUAUGCAAUCUCCAAAAACUUUACCAUUAAACUCAAAUGGCAUACCAACUAUAAGAAGAGAGAUUACUCAUGAUGGUGGUGGCAGGCCUAAAAGGGAAAUACACCCUCCAAAACCAAAAGAUAUAACUUAUGAUAACAAACCCAGAAAAAAGAAAUAUGCCAAUGAACUAAGAUUUUGUAAUCAAGUUUUACGAGAAUUGUUCUCAAAAAAACAUGAAAAUAUCACUUAUCCUUUUCUAAAACCCGUAGAUCCAAUUGAAUCUCAAUGUCCAACAUAUUUUGACGUCAUCAAAAACCCAAUGGAUUUAGGGACAAUAAAACUAAAACUAUCCAAUGGUUCCUACGAAAAUGCUGAUGAAUUCGAAAAAGAUAUAAGACUUAUGUUCCAAAAUUGCUACAUCUUUAAUCCUUCUGACUCCUAUGUUAACGAUUUGGGUCACAAACUAGAAGACAUCUUUAAUAAGAAAUGGAAAGAAAAACCCUUAACCCCUUCAACUCCUCCUGAAAAUAAUAGAAAACUCUCUUUAGCAAACUCCGAUAUCUUAUCAGAUGAUGAUCCAGAAAUUGAUAUUGACAUUGAAGCUGAAGUUAAUGCAAUCCCAACAGUCGCUGUUUUUGCUGCAAGCAUCAAAAAAAUGCAAGCUGAACUAGAAGCCUUGAAGAAAACCGAAAGAGAAAAAUUAAAAAGGCUUUAUGCUCAGAGGGCUAAAAAGAGAAGCUUGGCUCCUCAAAGAGGAGGCCCAAGAGCAAAAUCAAAGAAAUCCUUUUCAAAUCAAAACUCAAAUAUACAAGCUCUUGAUGAUGACAACGACUUCGACAUGUCUUUUGAUAUGAAAAAAACUUUAAGCUUUCACCUUGCUAAUCUUCCGGAUAAAAAGAUUCCAACCGUUCUUCAACUAAUUCAAGAUAGUCUCAGUACUCAACCAAACCCUGGAGAAGAAGUCGAACUAGAUAUGGACUGUCUAGAUGAGCCAACUUUAAAAAAGCUAUACAAAUAUGUUGUUGGCGAUCCAAGGAAAAUUGGCCAAGCAAAUGGCUCCAAUCUUAGAGGCAGGGUUCAAAGAGGCGGCAGAUCUUCUGCUCAAAGUAACAAAGCUAGACGUAGAACUCGUCAAGUUGUCGAUAAACAAAUUGAAAAUCUUAAAAAGAAAAUUGAACAAUUUGAUGGAGAGCAAUUUUCUAAUGGCACAAAUAGUCAAACAAUGAAUAUUAAAGGUGAUGAAUCUUCUGAUGACGAUUUAAGUUCCGAAAGUUCGGAAGAAGAAUAA